Pollicipes pollicipes is the source of this 1722-nucleotide messenger RNA. Its product is annotated as phenazine biosynthesis-like domain-containing protein 1. The transcript has 5 exons. Gene Ontology annotation, cellular component: cytoplasm. Gene Ontology annotation, biological process: biosynthetic process. Gene Ontology annotation, molecular function: isomerase activity. NCBI's taxonomy places the organism in Eukaryota, Metazoa, Arthropoda, Thecostraca, Pollicipedomorpha, Pollicipedidae. The coding region runs from base 280 to 1077 and encodes 265 amino acids. The record is from RefSeq and is a predicted model, not a curated record.
GCUCGUGACAUUCCCGGCCGGCGCUGCUCUGUGGGACUCUCUGGCUCUCACCCAGCCUGUCAGGUCCGCUCCCCCCAGCUCCCAGCCCCGCCUCUCCCACCUCUCGGCCGCCUCCGCUGCCUCUCAUCACACCGAAAGCAGCUACCUGAGCUCAACGCCUGAGGACGACACAUCCAGAGCUGAGACUGGUCAGCUGCUCUUUAAAUCAGGUGCCUGCCGCUCCAGACCACGGAGGUGCACUGCGGCAGCCUCUCCUCGCGCCCCGGCACCACAGCCGCCAUGGAGGGCCGCCUGCAGGAGGUGUUCACGGUGAACGCGUUCACGGCGUCGCCGUUCGCCGGCAACCCGGCCUCCGUGUGCCUGCUGGAACUGGAGCUGAGCGAGGAGCAGCUGCAGGGCGUGGCGGCGCAGAUGAACCACUCGGAGACGGCCUUCGUGACACGGCUGGACACCGGCGCCGCCUUCCAGACGGCCGACACGUUCCAGCUGCGCUGGUUCACGCCGACGACCGAGGUGCAGCUGUGUGGCCACGCCACCCUGGCGGCGGCCGCCGUCCUCUUCAAGGCGGUGGAGAACCAGCAGCCGAAGCUGACCUUCAUCACGCGCUGGGGGCUGCACCUGACGGCUCGCCGUGACGGGGACCGGAUCGAGCUGGAGCUGCCGCUGAACGACAGACAGCUGUCGGCCGCCACCGGCAAGCUGCUGCUACGGCUGGCCGACAGCUGCACCGUGCAGCAGCUGGAGGCGCUGAAGCCGGACGUGGGCCAGCUGACGCGCCUGCACGACGGCGGCGAGGUGCGCGGCGUGAUCGUCACGGUGCGCGGCGGCGGCCAGUUCCACUGCCAGAGCCGCUACUUCGCGCCCUGGGUGGGCAUCCCGGAGGACCCCGUCACCGGCUCGGCGCACACCGUGCUGGGGCCGUACUGGGCGCGCCAGCUGGGCGUCGAGAGGCUCUCGGCCCGUCAGUGCUCGCCCCGCGGCGGCCAGCUCGCUGUGGCCGUCGACUGGGCGGCGGGGCGGACCCGUGUUGCCGGAGAGGCUGUCAUUGUGCUCCGGGGACAGCUGCGCGUCGCCUGACGGGUUGAGAGGUACUGAGCGGUCCUGAGGGGUCCCGGGAGGUCCGCAGAGGUCCUGAGGAAUCUCGUUAGGUCCAGAGAGGAACCCGACGGAUCGCCUGGCGCCGGACUGGUCUGGAGGACUGCGACCUCUUCGUCGUCGUCCUCGGUCUGAAGUAGCCUCGCCUGUCGGUUGCCUGGGAAGCCAGCCAACCCCCAGAGAAGACCUGGGUUGUCAGAUCUGGCCGGUGUCUGAGGGCUCUGCAGGUCACUUGAUGAUCCACCGAUGCCCGAAAGGGUCCCCAUAUCGAUAAGGGAGUUUGUUGGUCAUUCGAAGGCUUUUAACGUGAACAGAAGGUUUUUUGUGGAUGCAUAAUGAGCCUGUCGUCGUGCAGUGGCAUAUAUCAGUGGUUACGGAAGUCAAUACAUAUAUGUACAACAUCCCACAUAAAACGGCCGGAGAGUUUGAUGUAACGGCUGCACGGCGCUUUCACCUGUGUUGGGCACGGAUUCAAUGAACGUCACCUUUACAUUAACAUGACGUACCCACCACUGCUAACAAUGAGUGAACCAUGACAAAAGCAGACGAUUAAAUUUGUCAGCGCUAUGCUUGUGUUAUAAACAUGGGCCUCAUUUCAAGAGUGAACACAUACCGCUUGCCAGUGCC